Xyrauchen texanus (razorback sucker) is the source of this 1107-nucleotide messenger RNA. RefSeq lists its product as uncharacterized. The record is from RefSeq and is a predicted model, not a curated record. Bases 49 to 915 code for a protein of 288 amino acids. The transcript has 4 exons. Lineage: Eukaryota; Metazoa; Chordata; Actinopteri; Cypriniformes; Catostomidae.
UUCGAGUGAUGCUGACGGACUCUUUAGACUGUUUAGCCGACUAUUCAAAUGGCUCACGCUUUUGUAUUGCUCUGUUCGUGCUUGUGGUGCCUUGUUGGUGUGUUUGGCAUUGAGACAGAUGAAAUAAAGAUGGUGUCAGUGAUGGAGGGAGAUUCUGUCACGCUAGACACGGAUGUUUCAAAAAUUCAAGGAGACGAUCUGAUACUGUGGAGGUUUGGAGAUGAAGACACUCGUGUUGCUGAAGUUAAUAGAACAGCUAAAAUCAUCUCUACAUCUAAAAGUCCUGAAGGAUUCAGAAACAACCUUCAUCUGGAUGAUCAGACUGGAUCUCUCACCAUCACAAAUAUCACAACUGAACACUCUGGACUGUAUAAAGCACAGAUCAUUGGAAAUAAGGUGUCAAGGAAAAUGUUUAUUGUUCUUGUUUAUGCUCCUCUGCCCAUUCCUGCCAUCACCAGUUACUGUCCUCAAAAUCCUUCAUCAGAACGUUUACGGCACUCGAAAUGUGUGUUGGUGUGUUCAGUGGUGAAUGUGACACAGGUGACUCUCUCCUGGUACAAAGGAAACAGUUUAUUGUCCUCCAUCAGUGUGUCUGAUCUCAACAGCCAUCUCUCUCUACCUCUGGAGGUGGAAUAUCAGGAGAACAACAUCUACAGCUGUGUGAUCAACAAUCCCAUCAGAAACCAGACUAAACAUCUCAACAUUACUGAAGUCUGUCAGACGUGUUCAGUCUCUGUUCACUCAGACUGCGUCUGCUCUUGUGACACAACUGAAGCUGUGAUCCGAUUGGUCGUCUGUGCUCUGAUGGGCGUGGCUGCUGUGGCUGCUGCUGUCGUUCUGAUUUAUGACAUCAUCAGAUCCAGAAGACUUGAGCAGGAAAGACGAACUCCGAAAUCACGAUCGGUCAAACAGUGAUACACAGUUAGACUAUUCUUGCUCUUCCUCUUUCAUUUGAAUUUUUUUAUUAUUAUUAUUAUUUUUGGCAAAUUAUUCUUUUUUUUUAAUAAAAACUAAGACUUUUUUUUGUUUGUACAGAGCAGCUGUGUUUGUUGUGAUAAUGGUGUAUUUUCUAUAUUUUAAUCAAAAUACUCCGGAUGCCAAUAAAGC